Messenger RNA from Hevea brasiliensis (rubber tree), 1253 nucleotides. RefSeq names its product transcription factor MYB62. Lineage: Eukaryota; Viridiplantae; Streptophyta; Magnoliopsida; Malpighiales; Euphorbiaceae. Gene Ontology annotation, cellular component: nucleus. The coding region runs from base 93 to 1055 and encodes 320 amino acids. Gene Ontology annotation, biological process: regulation of DNA-templated transcription. The record is from RefSeq and is a predicted model, not a curated record. The transcript has 3 exons. Gene Ontology annotation, molecular function: catalytic activity; DNA-binding transcription factor activity; sequence-specific DNA binding.
UUCAUUUUGGACUGCUGCCCUGCACUGCACUCGCUUAUUGAUUCCCCUUUUUCUUUUUUAAACCUUGAACCUGCUCCAUAAGAGUGGAGGCUAUGUCUUCUGUGUCAUCAUCUUCUUUAAGCAAGAAGAGCUUAAGCAGCUCUAGUGAUGAUGAUUCUUCUGAUAAGCUUAGGAGAGGCCCAUGGACGCUCGAAGAAGACAAUCUCCUCGUUCAUUACAUUGCUCGUCAUGGCGAGGGUCGAUGGAAUUUGCUUGCAAAAUGUGCAGGUAAUCAAGAAUUAUUAGGAUUGAGAAGAACAGGCAAGAGUUGCAGACUCAGAUGGCUGAAUUAUCUAAAACCAGAUGUUAAGCGUGGAAAUCUUACACCUCAAGAACAGCUCUUGAUUCUUGAUCUCCAUUCAAAGUGGGGUAACAGGUGGUCGAAAAUUGCACAACAUUUACCAGGAAGAACGGACAAUGAAAUCAAGAACUAUUGGAGAACUCGAGUGCAGAAACAAGCAAGGCAUCUGAAAGUAGAUGCCAAUAGCACAGCUUUCCAAGAUAUAAUCAAGUGUUUCUGGAUACCAAGAUUGCUUCAGAAAAUAGAAGGAUCAAGUACUUCAUGUUCAUCGACAUCAACAUCAUCAUCAUCUACCAUUUUAUCCCAGAACCCAACAGUAGUUUCUGAUCAGCCUGUGAAUUAUUCUGCUCAUGAUUUACCAUUCCCAAUACCACCACCACAGCUGCCACAGGAAGUUUCUGGUAAUCUUCAGGGAAAUCUUGACCAUAACUCAGACUCAGAGCAUGGCUCAAAUUCUUGCAUUUCUUCCACGGAAUCAAUGAAUAUCUCACAAAUAUCUCAAUUAUCAGAAUACCCAACUAGUCCUUUUCAUCCCAUCAGCACCUUUCAGAAAGAUUGUUACUAUGUUGAUAGUGGUUGCUAUAACAUGGAAUCCAUGACCCCGGCAACUCUGUCAGUGCCUGCAGGAGUAUUUCAGAACGUGGCGGAAAGCAAUUGGGUUGGGUAUGAUUUCGGAGAUAACAUAUGGAGCAUGGAUGAAUUAAUGGCAAUUUAGGAACUCACUAGAAUUUGGAGAUUUUAGGGUCUCGUUUUUUGGGGAUGAUCCAACAAAAUUACUUAGUGGUCAAGUAUCUCAUGUUGUUAAUUUUAGGAUUAAUUGUGUGUUUGUGUGACAAGUAAUUGUUAAUUUUUGUACCCAAAAAUAUACAACAACUGUGAAUUUCAGGUUUAUAUAUAAGUUUCUUGCUUGAAA